Lemur catta (Ring-tailed lemur) is the source of this 510-nucleotide messenger RNA. Its product is annotated as mitochondrial import receptor subunit TOM6 homolog. Bases 1 to 225 code for a protein of 74 amino acids. Lineage: Eukaryota; Metazoa; Chordata; Mammalia; Primates; Lemuridae. The record is from RefSeq and is a predicted model, not a curated record. Gene Ontology annotation, cellular component: mitochondrial outer membrane translocase complex; mitochondrion. The transcript has a single exon.
AUGGCUUCCAGCGGGGUUGCAGUGAGCACUGCGGGCUCGGCAAAUAAAGCUCCUGAAAUUCCAGACAACAUGGGAGAUUGGCUUGGGGGCAUCUAUGGCUUUGCCACUGAUAGGAAUGAUUUCCGGAGGAACUUGAUCCUUAAUUUGGGACUCCUUGCUGCGGGAGUUUGGCUGGCCAGGAACUUGAAUGACACUGACCUUAUGGCACCUCAGCCAGGGGUGUAGCUAAGUAGACAAAUGGAAUCCUGUGUUGCACCUGAACCUUCCAAAAAUAGAGCCUACAAUCUGUGACCACCACAAGAUACGUCCUGAUGGCAGCUGAAAUGUGAUUCAGGUGGGCACCUUCCCGUUCCCUGCUUGGUUUCCUUUUGUUCCCGAGUCCACUCAGAACUCCAUUCUCUGGUCAGCAGUCAGGCUUCAGCUAAAGCAUUGCCUCUGUUCUGUAAAGUUCUGUACAUAGGUUCCUAAGUUUCUGCAGAGGGUGAUCUUUGCUCCUGUCCUGAGAAAUAA